Cricetulus griseus (Chinese hamster) is the source of this 2092-nucleotide messenger RNA. NCBI's taxonomy places the organism in Eukaryota, Metazoa, Chordata, Mammalia, Rodentia, Cricetidae. The record is from RefSeq and is a predicted model, not a curated record.
ACUCAGCCGUGUUCUUACUUCCAUGCAGAUGCUGCAGCUGUGGACACUCGCAGUGCUGCUGGGAGCAGUAGCUGGACGAGAAGUCUGCUACGAUAGACUCGGCUGCUUCAGUGAUGAUUCUCCAUAUGGAGGGACUUUGGAAAGACCUCUCAAGGUGUUGCCCUGGUCUCCAAAGCUUGUCAACACCCGCUUCCUCCUGUACACGAACGAGAAUCCCAACAAUUACCAAGUGAUCACUGCAGACGCAUCAAGCAUCAGGGGCUCUAACUUCAAAACAAACAGGAAAACCCACUUCGUCAUUCAUGGAUUCACAGACAAGGGGGAAGACAACUGGCUGUCCAGUAUCUGCAAGAACAUGUUCCAGGUGGAAAACGCAAACUGUAUCUGUGUGGACUGGAAAGGCGGCUCUAGAACUGGAUACACUCAGGCUACACAGAACGUGCAAAUCGUAGGUGCAGAGAUCGCAUAUUUGGUGAAGGCCCUUCAGUCUGGCUUUGGAUAUUCUCCCUCCAACGUUCACCUCAUCGGCCACAGUCUGGGCUCCCAUGUUGCUGGCGAGGCUGGAAAGAGGUUGAAUGGGGCCAUUGGACGAAUCACAGGGUUGGAUCCAGCUGAACCUUACUUUCAGAAUACACCCGAAGUUGUCCGAUUGGACCCCAGUGACGCCCAGUUUGUGGAUGCCAUUCACACCGAUUCUGCCCCCAUGAUUCCCAACAUGGGAAAUGAGGUUUGCUAUAACAACCUUGGAUGCUUUUCUGACACUGAGCCCUGGGCAGGGACAGCCACCAGGCCUUUGAAACUUCUCCCUUGGAGCCCUGAGAAGAUCAACACCCGCUUCCUGCUCUACACCAAUGAGAAUCCAAAUGCUUUCCAGCUUCUCCAGCCUUCUGAUCCAUCAACCAUAGAGGCCUCUAACUUCCAAGUGGCCAGGAAGACUCGAUUCAUCAUCCAUGGCUUCAUAGACAAGGGAGAAGAGAGCUGGGUGCUGGACAUGUGCAAGAACAUGUUCAAAGUGGAGGAGGUGAACUGCAUUUGUGUGGACUGGAAGCGGGGCUCUCAGACCACCUACACGCAGGCCGCCAACAACGUUCGAGUCGUGGGUGCCCAGCUGGCUCACAUGCUUGAUGUCCUUAUGACAAACUACAGCUACUCACCUUCCAAAGUCCACCUCAUUGGCCAUAGCCUAGGAGCCCAUGUGGCCGGGGAAGCAGGAAGUCGGACUCCAGGCCUAGGCAGGAUUACUGGACUGGAUCCUGUAGAAGCAAAUUUUGAAGGCACUCCUGAAGAGGUCCGGCUCGAUCCCUCAGAUGCGGACUUUGUUGAUGUGAUUCACACAGAUGCAGCUCCCUUGAUCCCAUUCUUGGGUUUUGGAACAAAUCAAAUGAUGGGUCACAUUGACUUCUUCCCCAACGGGGGACAGAACAUGCCUGGAUGCAAGAAGAAUGCCCUGUCACAAAUUGUGGACCUAGAUGGCAUCUGGUCAGGAACCCGGGACUUCGUGGCUUGUAACCACCUGAGAAGCUACAAGUACUACCUGGAGAGCAUCCUUAACCCUGAUGGGUUUGCUGCAUACCCCUGCACUUCCUACAAAGAUUUUGAGUCUGACAAGUGCUUCCCCUGCCCAGUGCAAGGCUGCCCGCAGAUGGGUCACUAUGCUGAUCAGUUUGCUGGCAGGACAAGUGAGCAACCACAGAAGUUCUUCUUGAACACAGGAGAUGCCAAGAACUUUGCACGUUGGAGGUACCGGGUUUCCUUGACGCUGUCUGGAAGAACAGUCACUGGGCAGGUCAAAGUGGCUCUGUUUGGCAGUAAAGGCAACACUCAACAGUAUGAUAUCUUCAGGGGCAUUAUGAAGCCAGGUGCCACACAUGCCAGUGAGUUUGAUGCCAAACUUGAUGUGGGAACAAUCGAGAAAGUCAAGUUUCUUUGGAAUAAUCACGUGGUAAACCCAAGCUUCCCCAAAGUGGGUGCGGCCAAGAUCACUGUGCAAAAGGGAGAGGAGCAGACGAAGUACAACUUCUGUAGUGAAGACACGGUGAGAGAAGACACUCUGCUCACUCUCACGCCCUGUGACACCCCAGACACGAUGUGA